ACAAACACCAAAUAGAGAUCAUUUCCUUAAUCUCUCUCUCUCUCUCUCUCUCUUCCAUUCUUUUGCGUUGAAUUCUCGUUGUAUAUAUAUUUACUUGCAUAGAAAGCGAGAGAGAAGGGAUAGGGGUAGGAGAGAGAAAGCAAAGAAAUUAAAAAAAAAAGAGGGAGAGAGAAAAGCAAGGAACAAAAAGAAAAAGAGAAGAAAAAAAAAUUAUGGACGACAAUAUACGUGGCUGUAAAAGGCAUUGUUAUUAUUAUAGCAGGACUAGUGGUAGAACGUUAACGCUUGUUUCUCUGGCCUUGUUCGUCCUUUCGAUGCUGUGCUUUUGCGUCGCCAACUCCGCCGCAUUCAACCUCGCCGCCGUCCCUUUCGACGAAGCCUACCGCCCUCUCUUCGGCGACGGCAACCUCGUCCGCUCCCCCGACGGCAAAGCCGUUCGCCUUCUCCUUGACCGCUUCACAGGGUCUGGCUUUAUAUCAUCAAGUCUUUACCAACAUGGAUUCUUCAGCGCCAACAUUAAGUUACCAUCGGAUUACACCGCUGGAGUUUGUGUUGCCUUCUACACAUCAAAUGGUGACGUAUUCGAGAAGACACAUGAUGAAUUGGACUUUGAGUUCUUAGGGAACGUGGAAGGGAAGCCGUGGCGGUUUCAGACCAACCUCUACGGCAACGGCAGCACCAGCCGCGGCCGAGAGGAGCGCUCCCGCCUCUGGUUCGACCCCACCAAGGAGUUCCACCGCUACAGCAUUCUUUGGACCCCCAACAACAUCAUAUUUUACAUUGAUGAAGUUCCCAUCAGAGAGAUUGUAAGAAGUGAUGAAAUGGGAGGCGAUUUUCCUUCAAAGCCAAUGUCAUUGUAUGCCACAAUAUGGGAUGCUAGUACUUGGGCCACCAACGGUGGCAAAUACAAAGUGAACUACAAAUAUGCACCUUUUGUAGCCGAAUUCAAAGACCUUGUUCUCGAGGGCUGCCCGGUAAACCCUAUUCAGGAAGUUCCCGCCUUCGUCGCCUGCGCCGAGAAGGACCUCAGCCUCCAGAGGGAAGACUACGCCGUCAUCACACCGGUCCGCCGCUCCGCCAUGCGCAAAUUCCGCCAGCAUUACAUGUACUAUUCCUAUUGCUACGACACCUUGAGGUACCCGGUGCCGCCGCCAGAGUGCGUGAUUAUCCCGUCAGAGAAGCGGCGGUUCAAGGACACGGGCAGGUUGAAGUUCGGAGGAAGUCACCGCCGUCAGUCGAGGCGGAGGAGCCGGAGUCCUGUCAUUUCUGUUUCCGACGACCAGUCAGAUAUGUGAUACGUGCAUACAUUAUAUAUGGUGAUGUAAAUUUAACGUUGAUAUGGGGUUCAUUAAUAUAUACACAUUUUUUUUUUUUUUUUUUUUUGGUUUUCAAUCUUUGUCGAUUGUUUUAUGAUCCAUAAUAUGUGAAUUCAAAUAAUUAAGUACA
Molecule: messenger RNA, 1446 nt
Organism: Morus notabilis
Lineage: Eukaryota; Viridiplantae; Streptophyta; Magnoliopsida; Rosales; Moraceae
Product: probable xyloglucan endotransglucosylase/hydrolase protein 30
Exons: 4
Coding region: 213-1295 (360 amino acids)
Biological process (GO): cell wall biogenesis; xyloglucan metabolic process
Cellular component (GO): apoplast; cell wall
Molecular function (GO): hydrolase activity, hydrolyzing O-glycosyl compounds; xyloglucan:xyloglucosyl transferase activity
Source: RefSeq, a predicted model, not a curated record